Molecule: messenger RNA, 1595 nt
Organism: Salvia hispanica
Lineage: Eukaryota; Viridiplantae; Streptophyta; Magnoliopsida; Lamiales; Lamiaceae
Product: HXXXD-type acyl-transferase family protein
Molecular function (GO): acyltransferase activity, transferring groups other than amino-acyl groups
Source: RefSeq, a predicted model, not a curated record
ACAACACAGACCAACUUUCAUCCCCAUGCUUCUACUUUUCACACAUUAAUCACUUCAUCUUCUCUCACAAAUCCUCUAACUAAUCACCAUGCUUAAAUCCCCAGAGCUUCCGGAUUGCAUCUACAAAGGCCAGCCCGUGUUAAUCAGCCCGGCCCGGCCCACUCCCAAUCACAGGCUCUACCUUUCCAAUUUAGAUGAUCAGAAAUUCCUUAGAUUCUCCAUCAAAUAUCUCUACCUUUUCGCCAAAUCUCUCCACACCGCAGCCCUGCGAAGCUCCCUCGCCCGGGCUCUCGUCGAGUUCUACCCCUUAGCAGGCCGGCUGAGGCGGCGCGUGGGCGGGGACGAUCGGAAGUUGGAGGUGGAGUGCAACGGAGAAGGAGCGGUGUUUGCGGAAGCGGAGAUGGAUUUGAGGAGUGAUGAGUUUGUUGAGUUUGUGGGGAAGCCAAACAGGGCCUUGAUGAGGAAGCUGCUGUACAGAGUUGAAGCUGCUGAUUUCUUGGAUAUUCCACCUCUCAUAAUUCAGGUGACGAAUCUCCGAGACGGUGGAACGAUUCUCUGCACCGCAAUAAGUCACUGCAUUUGCGACGGAAUCGGCUCGUCGCAGUUCCUACACGCCUGGGCCCACAUCCACCAAUCCUCGUCGUCCCCGAACUUACCGAUCCCACCGUUCCACUCCCGCCACGUGUUGGAGCCUCGCCACCCGCCACAAGUAACCUUCCCCCACCCCGGAUUUACCAAAAACACCCCUCCAACGAACGAACCCGCAGCGGGCCCCAAUGUGUUCAACUUCCUCCAAUCCCAACCGCUCGUGACGUCAUCCGUCACAUUCUCCCCCUCCCAAAUCCUCCACCUGAAAAGACAAUGCUACCCCUCGCUAAAAUGCACCACCUUCGAGGCCCUCGCGUCCCACACGUGGCGCAGCUGGGUCCGCUCGCUAGGGCUAAAACCGUCAUUUCAAGUCAAGCUCCUCUUCUCCAUGAACAUCCGGGACAAGGUGCGGCCAGAGAUGCCCCAGGGGUAUUACGGGAACGGGUUCGUGCUAGCGUGCGCCGAGGCGAAGGUCAAGGACCUCGUCUCGGCUAACGUGCGCCACGGCGUGAAAUCAGUGCAACAUGCUAAAUCAGUAAUUAGUGAUGACUAUGUUCGAUCCAUGAUUGAUUUGUUGGAUGAUGAGAGUGUGGUGACGGAUUUGUCAUCGAGUUUGGUGAUCUCGCAAUGGUCGAAAUUAGGGUUGGAGGAUUUGGAUUUUGGGGGAGGGAAGGCUCUUCACAUGGGGCCUUUGUAUAGUGAUAUCUAUUGCUUGUUUCUUCCGGUCGCCGGAGAAUUCGACGCGGUUAGGGUUCUCGUGUCGAUGCCUCGGAGCGUGGUCGAGAAAUUCGAGUUUUACAUGGCGGAUUUUGAUGGAGUUGUUGAGAAUGGGGAUGCAAAGAAUCAAUAUGAAGUAGAUAGUUUGAAGAUGGUUUCAGUUUAAGAAAUAGUGUCAACAUUUUUUAUGUGACAAAUGCAAGAACAACUAUACUUUUGAGUGUAUUUAUGUACUUGUAUCCAUUUUAAUACAAUCAAGUUUAUAUUUCAAUAAACGCGUCAUUUGUUUA